ACAUUUCACCCUUUCUUCCUCUCUCUCUCUCUUUCUCGCUCCCACUUUCUCUUUCUUUGCUUUAUAACAUAAUAACCAAUAGAAAAUGACACUUCAUUUGAGAAUUCCACCUUUUGAAGGUUUACUAUUAACGCCAGAAAAAUCAGUGCCUUCCAGUCCAACACUCUCACCCGCUGUAGUGACACACGCCAAUGCAACCACUAAACAUCUUCAUACAAAUGAUCCUAGUGCAGUAGAUUUUGUAGAAUUAACUAGACUCUUACAAACCGUAGCAUCAUGUUCCAAUCGAGCCAAAAAGACAAUAUCUGUCUCUACUUGCUCAACCGACAGUUCUCUGCAUUACCCCAAUACGCCUCCACAAUUCGUCUUCAAAAAGCCUCUUUACAAUCAAUACUACCAUCAGACUCAUUUUCAUCAUGGCUCAUUAACGCCCGUGCAAACAAAUAAUCAUAAUAGCCCCAUCAUCGAUUUAAAGCGGUUCUUUAUCAUGCAGCCACCUGCUGCUGAAGAAGAACAUUUAAACGGGUUUAAACAAAAUAUUUCAGGUCGCUAUGGACAAUGGGGUAAAUAUAUUGGCAAAGGAGCUGGUGGUUCUGUGCGACUCAUUCAUCAAAAAGGAAAAGUGUAUGCAGUCAAACAGUUCCGUAAAAGAACAAAACAUGAAACAGAAAAAGACUAUGUCAAAAAAGUCACUGCCGAGUUCUGUAUAGGCUCUACAUUACAUCAUCCCAAUAUCAUUGAAACGCUCGACCUAUUCCAACAAGAUGAUAACUUUUAUGAAAUCAUGGAGUAUGCUCCCAACGAUCUGUUUAAUGUCGUCAUGAGCGGUAUGAUGUCAAAAGAAGAAGUCGCUUGCUGUUGGCGCCAAUUAUUGAACGGCGUCAGCCAUUUACAUUCCAUGGGUAUUGCUCAUCGAGAUCUCAAGCUAGAUAACUUGGUACUUGAUCAUUUGGGAAUUCUCAAAAUUAUUGAUUUCGGUUGCUCUACUGUCUUUCGCUAUCCAUGUGAAACGAGCAUCAACAUGACCAAAGGCGUGUUCGGCUCAGAUCCUUACAUUGCACCAGAACAGUACACACAGACAGUCUACGACCCUCGUUUAUCAGACAUCUGGUCAUGUGGCAUCAUCUUUGUCUGUAUGACAAUCAAGCGCUUUCCCUGGAGACUACCAAGAAAUUCAGACGCUGCCUUUCGCGCAUUCGCCACCGGUCAACAGAAAUUUCGCCUCUUAAACCUCUUGCCACGUGAGUCCCGUUCGGUCAUGACAAGCAUCUUGGAAAUUGACCCUACGCGUCGUUAUAGCCUCCCAACCGUUAUGAAAGACACUUGGAUUCAGUCCAUCGAUGUCUGCUCCAUAAAUGAACCAGGCGCACGUCAUGUUCACCAUGUUUGGAAGAUAGCAGAACAAAGGGGUAAUUUAGUUGCCAUGACAACCGAACCACCCGGCACUAUAGCAGAAAAAGAGAAAAAACGUCAACAAAAGAAAUUUUGAUCAAAACCAUAACUCACCCCCCACCCCAUUAUCAUUCCUUUUGUAUUUUAGUCACUCCCUCUUUUUUUUUUUUUGGGGCUUAAAAAUAAAAUCACCUUUUUUUUA
Molecule: messenger RNA, 1594 nt
Organism: Mucor mucedo
Lineage: Eukaryota; Fungi; Mucoromycota; Mucoromycetes; Mucorales; Mucoraceae
Product: kinase-like domain-containing protein
Exons: 3
Coding region: 86-1489 (467 amino acids)
Biological process (GO): intracellular signal transduction; protein phosphorylation
Molecular function (GO): ATP binding; protein serine/threonine kinase activity
Source: RefSeq, a predicted model, not a curated record